CCUGCAGUAGAGGCGUAAUGGUUAAAUUGCGACAGUCGUUUCUUCUUGACGGCUGAUGAUGACAUGUCAACAACAAACAUGGCAGCCAGCAGCAACUAUUGGGAAGAUUUGCGUAAACAGGCCAGGCAGCUGGAGAAUGAGCUGGACCUCAAGCUGGUCUCCUUCAGUAAGCUCUGCACCAGCUACAGCAGCAGCAACCGGGACCAGCGGACAAGAGACAACAGGUCCGAUUCUGUUGGCUCAUCUCAUGACAACAUGCUGGUGGCCAUGACUACUGAACUGGAGCAGCUCUUAACCAACCUAACAGCAGUCAAUGACAAAAUGGCAGAAUAUACGAACACCCCAGGAGCUUCGUCACAUAAUGCAGCACUGAUGCACACCUUACAGAGACACAGAGACAUUUUACAGGACUAUACUCAUGAGUUCCACAAAACCAAAAGCAACUUCUUCAGCCUGCGAGAGCGAGAGGACCUGUUGGGUUCUGUUCAUAGAGACAUCGAGUCCUACAAAAGCGGUUCAGGGGUGAAUAACAGAAGGACGGAGCUCUUCCUGAAGGAACAUGAACAUCUCAGAAACUCAGAUCGACUUAUUGACAAUGCAAUAAGCAUCGCCAUGGCUACCAAAGAGAACAUCACAUUUCAGCGUGGGAUGCUGAAGUCCAUUCAAACCAGGGUCACAACUUUGGCCAAUCGUUUCCCUGCCAUCAACAGUCUUAUCCAGAAAAUCAAUUUGCGCAAGAGGCGGGACUCUUUAAUUCUAGGAGGGGUGAUUGGCGUCUGCACCAUCCUCCUGUUGCUCUACACUUUCCACUGAUUCGCUGGUCGACUGACUGACUAACAGCUCCCUUCUUUAAGAACAACAAAUAUUCAUUUUAACUCAGACCAAAUGUUGCCAAGACUUUUUAUAUAUGUAUAUAUAUAUAUAUAUAUAUAUAUAUAUAUAUAUAUAUAUAUAUUCAAUUGUUCUUUCUGUUGUCCCCCCCAAAAACAGAGUUGUAAAAAAAAAAAAAAAAGAUCACUUUAAGAAAAAUCUUAAGAUUAAAGUCUCAAAUUAGAGUUUAUUUAUUGGGAAUUAUGAUAACAUUUCCAUUUGGGAAUCUGUACAUUGCUGCUUAUAUCUUGUUGUAAUUUUAGCUCUUUUUAAAUGUAUGAAGUCAUAUUUUCCUGAUGUUGUAUACUGUUGAUGUCAUACUUUUUUAUAUGGUGUUGGCAGUGCCUACUUUAAAUAAAGGCGAUGAGCUCACUUUCAA
Thunnus maccoyii (southern bluefin tuna) is the source of this 1249-nucleotide messenger RNA. Its product is annotated as Golgi SNAP receptor complex member 1-like. The coding region runs from base 64 to 813 and encodes 249 amino acids. Lineage: Eukaryota; Metazoa; Chordata; Actinopteri; Scombriformes; Scombridae. Gene Ontology annotation, cellular component: Golgi medial cisterna; cis-Golgi network; Golgi membrane. Gene Ontology annotation, molecular function: SNAP receptor activity. Gene Ontology annotation, biological process: endoplasmic reticulum to Golgi vesicle-mediated transport; vesicle fusion. The record is from RefSeq and is a predicted model, not a curated record. The transcript is spliced from 9 exons.